Rhipicephalus sanguineus (brown dog tick) is the source of this 918-nucleotide messenger RNA. RefSeq lists its product as uncharacterized. NCBI's taxonomy places the organism in Eukaryota, Metazoa, Arthropoda, Arachnida, Ixodida, Ixodidae. The coding region runs from base 1 to 918 and encodes 305 amino acids. The transcript has a single exon. The record is from RefSeq and is a predicted model, not a curated record.
AUGCUAUUUUACACUGGGCUGCCAAGCUACAACCACUUCAAGAAACUUCUGGUCUACUUGAACCCCGGUGAUGAUGGGUGCAACGUUCUACGUUCAGAACGUGCAGAAAGCAGUGAACCCAGAUCAUCGCGAGGGCGUAAGAGAAAACUAAGCACGGAAAAUGAGCUGUUUUUGGUGCUAGUCCGACUGCGCCUCGGCCUGUUUGAAGAUGACUUGGCUCACAGGUUCUGCAUUGCCCAGUCAACUGUGUCCCGAAUAUGCACAUCGUGGAUUAACUACCUGUAUGCCAAACUAGGCCUGUUACCUCUGUGGGCUCCUAGAAGAAUUGUAGAUGCUACAAUGCCACCCGAGUUUAAGGAAAAGUAUUCAUCGACUCGAGUAAUCCUGGACGCCACGGAAACACAGUGCGAGGUGCCAUCAUCCUUGUCCCUACAGUCUACAACGUACUCCCCAUACAAGUCGAGCAACACAUUCAAGGGACUCAUCGGCGUCCUGCCUAAUGGCCUUGUCGCCUUUGUGUCAGAGCUUUUCACAGGAUCCAGCUCAGACAGAGAGUGUGUGAUCAGGAGUGGUUUUUUGGACUUGAAGUUUGACGACGAAGAUGCUGUUAUGGCAGAUAAGGGCUUUCGCAUCGAAGACCUCUUGGAAAAAAAUGGAGUGAAAUUGAACCUGCCGCCGUUCCUGAAGGGUGGCACAUUCUCGCCUGAGGAAGUGAAAUCUACAAAGGAGAUUGCUGCUUUGCGGAUACACGUGGAGCGGCGGAUACAGCGGAUAAAUGCAUUCCACAUUUUUGAUAGACCCAUACCGUUAACCUUGGCUCCACUGAUUACCCAAAUUUGGACUGUGACGGCAAUCCUGAGCAACUUCCAGUCUUCUCUCAUUCAACAGUCGAGUGGCAAACCGCAACAAGAGCCUUAG